Otolemur garnettii (small-eared galago) is the source of this 933-nucleotide messenger RNA. RefSeq names its product olfactory receptor 145-like. Gene Ontology annotation, molecular function: olfactory receptor activity; odorant binding; G protein-coupled receptor activity. Gene Ontology annotation, biological process: G protein-coupled receptor signaling pathway; sensory perception of smell. Gene Ontology annotation, cellular component: membrane. NCBI's taxonomy places the organism in Eukaryota, Metazoa, Chordata, Mammalia, Primates, Galagidae. The record is from RefSeq and is a predicted model, not a curated record. The transcript has a single exon. Bases 1 to 933 code for a protein of 310 amino acids.
AUGGCUCCUGGAAAUGGCUCUUUUGUGACUGAAUUCAUUCUAGUGGGGUUAACAGAUCAGCCUGACCUCCAACUGCCCCUCUUCUUCCUGUUUCUAGUAACGUACGUGGUCACCAUGUUGGGAAAUUUGGGUUUGGUAGCUCUAAUUGGGCUGAAUUCACACCUGCACACCCCCAUGUACUUCUUCCUCUUUAACUUGUCCUGCAUAGACCUCUGCUAUUCUUCUGUGUUUACACCUAAAAUGCUGAUGAACUUCCUAUCAGAGAAGAACUUCAUCUCCUACAGGGAGUGUAUGACGCAGUUUUUCUUUUUUUGUUUUUUUGGUAUUUCUGAAUGCUAUGUGCUGGUGUCAAUGGCCUAUGAUCGCUAUGUGGCCAUCUGUAACCCACUUUUGUAUAACAUUGCCAUGUCCCCAAGAGUGUGUUGUACUCUUAUGCUUGGAUCAUACUUGAUGGCCUUCUCUGGAGCCAUGGCCCACACUGGAUGCAUGCUGAGACUGACCUUCUGUGAUGCAAACUCCAUCAACCACUAUUUCUGUGACCUCCUUCCCAUGCUCCAGCUCUCUUGCACCAGCACCUAUGUCAACGAGAUGAUGGUUUUCAUUGUGGGAGGCAUCAAUGUCAUCAUGCCUAGCCUCACCAUCUUUAUUUCUUAUGGCUGCAUCCUUUCCAACAUCUUUCGAAUGAGCUCCAAGGAAGGCAGGUCCAAAGCCUUCAGCACUUGCAGUUCCCACAUAAUUGCUGUUUCUCUAUUCUUUGGAUCAGGUGCAUAUAUGUACCUCAAUCCCUCUUCUGCUGGGGCUAUGGAUGAGGGAAAAAUCUCUUCUCUCUUUUAUACCAAUGUGGUUCCCAUGAUGAACCCCUUAAUCUACAGUUUUAGGAACAAAGAUGUUACAUUUGCCCUGAGAAAAACUCUGAGUAGGAGAAAGUUUUAA